AUGAUUGCUCUACUCGGCCCGCCCCCCGGGGUAUUGCUCGCGAAGUUAAAGGCCAUGUCAGAGCGCAACUGGCCCCAGCCUGUCACGAACGAUGCUGGCAAGCUCUGCAAUAAUGCUCAAGAGUUCUUCGAUGGCCCUUUCUUUAACGCAGAAGAUAAAUUCCGCCAUAAUGAGUUGAUUCCGUCCCGAAGCUUAGAGGACACAAUCCAAUUCUUCGAAGAGAAGGAUCGAGAAGCAUUUUUAUCUUUUGCUCGACAAAUGCUCACCUGGCUCCCGGAGAAGAGGAAGACAGCUCGCGAAUUGAUGGAUCAUCCGUUUCUCAAACUUGGGAGUUGA
Aspergillus lentulus is the source of this 336-nucleotide messenger RNA. Lineage: Eukaryota; Fungi; Ascomycota; Eurotiomycetes; Eurotiales; Aspergillaceae. The record is from RefSeq and is a predicted model, not a curated record.